CGGAGCUUUUAUUUGAACCCUAUCGAAAUACCAGUCCUAUGGAAACAACCACCACCACUGAAACCCCCGCGUUUAAUAUCUGAUUUUUGAAUAAUUCUCGGCCGAAUUGUUUCCACUUAAAGUUACGCGGUACCGUGAACGCUUCGACCGUUGGUAGGCAACUGCUUAUAGUGGUGUGCCAAACAAAGGGGCGAUGAACUGACCGUCAGCGUACAACAGGUUGUUUUGAGUGAGCAAGGUCCUUUAUCGCCGCUAUGUAUAUAACAGUGAAGUUCGGUUCUAACCAGGCGCUGUUGUUUAAUCCUGCAUGUGCCGUCGUCAAUCUUUUGACGAAUAUCAAGGCGAGAUGUGGCUACGCCGACACUGACGUCAUGCUCGAUCUUUCGGACGAGACAGGAUUGGUCAAGGAACUGGACGCCCACCGCAGUGAUUACGCGGACAAACACCUGGAUGCCCUAAGAACUUAUAUAUUGGUUGAGAAGCAACACGUACCCCCCGAAGAAGACGAUGCCAAGCAUCCGAUACACUAUAAGUAUGUGCCACUACUGGAAAAAUGCGAGGACCUGCUACCUGAUUAUAAAGUACACGUGGCUAACCACCCGGGUCUGAUAAGUAAAAAUAAGAAAUCUCCGGCUCUUAAGCGGAAAAAGCCGAAGCGACCACGAACGCGCCACGAACCUUCGCCGUCGUGAUAGCUGGAGGAGUUUUCCACUGAGGGGAUAGCUGUAUAUUACGAUUUCAACUUUUGAGAAUAUAACGGAAGUUAGAAGAAAGGUUAUGGAAUAAACCAAUCUACACAUCAGACUAAUGUUCGAGUCAUCUUAGCUCAAAUAAGCUUAUUAACAACAUGUAUACUUUAACGAAGCAAAUGUGGCAACAAAUGAUUAUUUUUUGAAACUAAUAAUUUUUUUAUUUUUUAUUUAAACCGAAAUUUGUCUUUGUUCCUACCAUUUUAGAAAAAAAACUAAAAAAGUGUCUGUUUUUCCGAUGCUUCCACGUGCUCUGUGGGAAGUAAGUUUCAUACAGUACGUAUUGUUGGGGAUUCAACUAUCACCGUGACAGUCAGUUUUCAACAUCUGAGGAGAAAACAAAAUAAGAAAAUUAAACUAAGAAAGACAGUUGGUAACAUAUAUAAAUCGACUCAUCUUGUUGUUUGCGAGCCCUGGAUUGGAUGUCCCUAUUUACAUUUAACAGUUUGUCAAUUUCAUCGAGUUGACCUCGUAUGUUAAUAUAUUAAUCUGUAUAGUUCAUAAUAUUACAUUUCGCGAAAAUCAAUUUAAUCUUAAACAAAUUUCAAUAAAUCUAAUUACGUAUGAGAUACACACAUUUCAAGAGCCUCUCAUCAGCAAGUCUAUUUUAAAAUAUUAGGCGCAAAGAAAAGUCACAAAGCAUCUGUUUUGUUUUUCUUUAAACUUAGAGUCGUUAAAAUAAAAGGUCACUUUAGAUAACAACCGCGACGUUCAUUUUUCCAUGAUUACCACAAUUAUCAACUGAACGGUGUCCAGCAUUGUAGGUGGUGUAAUGUAUGUUCAAUUUAAAAGCUUUAAAGUGAAUACUAACACAUCACCACUUCUUCCAAAUACCAACAAUCGCAGCGCUAAAAAACGACCAUCAUCAUCAAAAUCCAAUCUCGUUCAAAAGUGAAAUGAAUAAAACAUUUCGUGCCGUCGCAAUGAAAACGCAAUUAAUAUGCGUAACGAUUAACGGCGCGGUAACGUAGUCGUAAUAAUGAUAUUAGAUAUAGUAAUCGUCAAUACAGUGGUAAUUAAAUAGACAUGAUGAACCCGCUGGUUGGGAACGCAGAGUAUGGCAUCGAUUUCAUUUACCGCGACCCGUAUCACUCGGUGGUACAGAGAAUGUGCUUAGUACUCGCAAUGCUAAAAUAAACGUGUUUUCAGUAUUAAUGCGUCGCAUUGAGUCGAACUUAUUUUUUUUAAAAAGCAGUUUACAGAUUCAUAAAAAUGAAUUUUGAAGUUAAUUUUGAAUGAAAUAAACAUUAUUGAGGAUUUUUGUUGCAAGGUAACUUUUUAAUAAGAAAAUGAGACCAAAUUUACACAUAUAUACAUUUCCAGUUAAACUAUUAUGUGCAACGGAAUUGCUAUUUUAGUUUUAUUAACGACAACAUCAUUGAUUUACGCAAUGUUUACAGAAAUAAAUUAACUUGGAUUUGUUUUGUUUUUUAUAUUUAAGAGCAAUAUUAAUUAUCAUUAUUUAAUUGUUUAAUAUUACACUUUGUUUGAUCGUUGUUUGAUAAGAGGUUACUGAUUUUGUUUUGUUUUUGGGCCCGAGAGUGUGAAUAAACGUACACUACAUGUGUGUUAUUGGAAUUAGCAGACAUUGUAUUAUAUGCGGCCAAACUUUUCAAAUGUUUUAUUGCUGCUUCUAAUGAAACAGAACAUGUAACUUCAUUUUUCUGAGAAUGAUCAGUUCUAGAAACGCAGAUCUUUAUUUUUGACUCACUGAUUCAGUAGCCAUGUACUUCAAUACAUUCCGUUUUAUGUACUAGUACCGUCCACUUUGUUUUGUGAUUAACAUUGAGUUAUUGAGCAAUGUAUAUAUAUGCAAUGUUAUAAUCCCUGUUUUACCUUCAUGCUACAUCUAUACACUUUGUGAUUAUGUCGUCAGAAGUGUAUAUUUUUAAUAAUCAGAAUAAAAUAAUAUUCUUAUAUUCAUUAAAAUUG
This is a messenger RNA of Saccoglossus kowalevskii, 2681 nucleotides long. RefSeq lists its product as uncharacterized. The record is from RefSeq and is a predicted model, not a curated record. Lineage: Eukaryota; Metazoa; Hemichordata; Enteropneusta; Harrimaniidae.